AUGGAUCCGCGCUUUGCUCGUCCUGAUUGGAUGAUAUGCACUGUUUUGCCGGUCCCUCCACUUGCUGUACGUCCUGCUGUAGUCACCUUCGGCUCUGCGCGAAACCAAGACGAUUUAACACACAAACUUUCCGAUAUUAUCAAAACCAACAUCCAACUGCGAAAUAAUGAAGCAAAUGGAGCAGCAGCUCACGUCUUAGCUGACGACGUGAAGUUAUUGCAGUAUCACGUAGCAACUUUAGUAGACAAUUGCAUACCAGGACUCCCAACGGCUACGCAAAAAGGAGGAAGGCCAUUAAAGUCUGUAAAACAGCGUUUGAAAGGAAAAGAAGGGCGAAUUCGGGGGAAUCUCAUGGGGAAGCGAGUGGACUUCUCAGCUCGUACUGUCAUCACAGCUGAUCCCAACUUGCCCAUUGACACUGUUGGCGUCCCUCGAACUAUCGCGCAGAAUUUGACCUUCCCCGAAAUUGUAACACCUUUCAACAUUGACAAACUUCAAGAACUUGUAAAUCGGGGUGACUCGCAAUAUCCUGGAGCAAAGUACAUAAUCCGUGAAAACGGAGCUCGCGUCGAUCUUCGUUAUCAUCCACGUGCAGCUGAUCUUCACCUUCAACCUGGCUAUAGAGUUGAACGUCACAUGCGCGAUGGGGACAUCAUUGUUUUCAAUCGACAGCCUACACUGCAUAAAAUGUCUAUGAUGGGUCACAGAGUAAAGAUACUUCCUUGGUCUACAUUCCGAAUGAACCUCUCUGUAACUACACCUUACAAUGCUGACUUUGAUGGAGAUGAAAUGAAUCUGCAUUUGCCGCAGUCGUUAGAGACCAGAGCUGAAAUAGAAGAAAUAGCAAUGGUGCCAAGGCAGCUGAUUACUCCGCAGUCAAAUAAGCCUGUGAUGGGUAUCGUACAAGACACAUUGUGUGCUGUGCGAAUGAUGACGAAACGAGAUAUCUAUAUUGAUUAU
Molecule: messenger RNA, 960 nt
Organism: Strongylus vulgaris
Lineage: Eukaryota; Metazoa; Nematoda; Chromadorea; Rhabditida; Strongylidae
Source: the annotation of a GenBank genome assembly